AUGCACUCACUAUGGAAGAGAAUAAUAUGUAUUCUAAUAUUGCUUGUCGUGGUGUUGGAAGUAAACAGCGAAUUUAUUGUCGAGGUGAAAGAACUAGACAUUGAAAAUGGCACGACAACUUGGCAAACCGUCCGAAGACAAAAGAGGGAGUGGAUCAAGUUCGCUGCUGCCUGUCGCGAAGGAGAGGACAACUCAAAGAGGAAUCCAAUCGCCAGAAUUCGAUCAGACUGUGAAGUGAAUCAGAAGAUUACCUACCGAAUCUCCGGAGCAGGGAUUGAUCGGCCACCUUACGGAGUGUUCACCAUUAAUCCUCGCACUGGGGAAAUUAACAUCACUUCAGUGGUGGACAGAGAGAUAACUCCACUAUUCUUGAUCUAUUGCCGGGCUCUGAAUUCACGAGGUGAAGAUUUAGAGAGACCCCUGGAGCUCAGAGUCAAAGUUAUGGACAUAAAUGAUAACCCCCCGGUCUUUACACAGAAUGUGUACACAGCCAGCAUCGAAGAAAACAGUGAUGCCAAUGCACUGGUGAUAAAGCUAAGUGCCACAGAUGCAGAUGAAGACAAUCAUUUGAAUUCUAAAAUCGCCUACAAAAUCAUCUCUCAGGAGCCCGCAGGUGCACCAAUGUUCAUUGUGAACAGGUACACUGGAGAAGUUCGCACCAUGUCCAGUUUCCUUGACAGAGAGCAACACAGUAUGUACAACCUACUUGUGCGGGGCUCAGAUCGUGAUGGAGCUGCAGAUGGGCUAUCCUCUGAGUGUGACUGUAGAAUCAAGGUUUUAGACGUCAAUGAUAAUUUCCCCAUCUUAGAGAAGACUUCAUACUCAGCAAGUAUUGAAGAAAAUUGUUUGAGUUCAGAACUGAUACGACUGCAAGCAAUUGAUCUUGAUGAAGAAGGCACCGAUAAUUGGUUGGCACAAUAUUUAAUCCUUUCUGGAAAUGAUGGGAAUUGGUUUGAUAUUCAAACAGACCCACGCACCAACGAAGGCAUUUUGAAAGUAGUCAAGAUGCUGGAUUAUGAACAAAUACCUAAUGUUCAUCUUGGUAUUGGAGUUAAAAACCAAGCGGAUUUUCACCACUCUGUUGCUUCUCAAUUCCGAAUGCACUCAACCCCUGUGAGAAUUCAGAUUAUUAAUGUGAGAGAAGGACCCGCAUUUCAUCCAAGUUCCAUGACUUUCAGUGUACGAGAAGGAAUAAGAGGAGAUUCCUUAUUGAAUUAUGUGCUUGGCACAUACACAGCCAUGGAUCUGGACACAGGAAAUCCUGCCACUAAUGUCAGGUAUAUCAUAGGGCAUGAUGCAGGCAACUGGUUAAAAGUUGAUUCAAGGACUGGUGAAAUACAAUUUUCUAGAGAAUUUGAUAAGAAGUCAAAAUAUAUUACCAAUGGGAUGUACACAGCAGAGAUCCUGGCUAUAGAUGAUGGCUCUGGGAGAACUGCUACAGGAACCAUAUGUAUUGAGGUUCCUGAUGUCAAUGACUACUGUCCAGUCAUUUAUUCUGAGAGCAGAACCAUCUGCAUGGUCUCUCCAUCGGUCCAGAUCUAUGUUAGUGAUCAUUCUUAUGGAGCUCCAUUCACCUUCUGUGUUAUUGAUCAGCCAACAGGAACAGCUGACAUAUGGAAUAUCAAAUCAAUGAAUGAUACUUCUGCAAUCCUGAGUACCGGUGAGGUCAUAUCUCCCGGACUUCACCAAAUCCCAAUCCUAGUGAAGGACAACUAUAACAGGGCAUGUGAAUUGCCACAGAUCGUGCAGCUAGAUGCCUGCAGUUGUGACAACAACCACAUAUGUUUGCACUCUAGCACCCCGGGCAUCUAUACAGGGGACAUCAGCUCAUCUACUGAUGACAUGUAUGGGAUAAUCACUGAAGACCAAGCUGGGAAUUCAAAUGUUGGUCUUGGCCCAGCAGGGAUUGGCAUGAUUGCCAUGGGUGCCUGCCUUCUGCUGCUGUCUCCACUCUUGCUGCUCAUGUGCUGCUGCAAACGAAGACGGCCAGAGGGCCUGGGGACAAGGUUUGCUCCUGUGCCUGAGGGCGGAGAAGGAGUGAUGCAGUCCUGGAGGAUAGAAGGCGCCCAUCCCGAGGACAGGGAUGUGUCAAAUAUAUGUGCACCCAUGACAGCCUCUAAUACCCAGGAUCGAAUCGAUUCCUCUGAAAUCUACACCAACACCUAUGCGGGCGGAGGAACUGUUGAAGGAGGUGUGUCCGGAGUGGAACUCAACACAGGCGUUGGAAUGGCUGAGGGCCUGGUGGCUGGAGGAGCUAUGGGGACCUUGAGGAGGAGGAGUUCUACCAUAGGUACCCUUCGGGAAUAUGCAGACACCGGCAUGAACAUGGCUUUCCUGGACAGCUACUUCUCAGAGAAAGCAUAUGCAUAUGCCGAUGAGGAUGAAGGACGACCAGCCAAUGACUGCUUGCUUAUCUACGACCAUGAGGGAGUUGGAUCGCCCGUGGGCUCCAUUGGUUGCUGCAGUUGGAUCGUGGAUGACCUAGAUGAAAGCUACAUGGAAACUUUAGAUCCAAAAUUUAGGACUCUUGCUGAAAUCUGCUUAGACACAGAAAUUGAGCCAUUUCCUUCACACCAGGCCUGUAUCCCUAUCAGUACUGACCUCCCUUUGCUGGGACCUAAUUACUUUGUUAAUGAAUCUUCAGGAAUGACUCUCUCAGAAGCUGAAUUCCAAGCAGAAAUGGCAGCAUCUGAACCCAUGAUGCCUGGGGAUAUCAUAGUGACUGAGACUUUUACUACUACUGACCCAUGUGUACAACCUACAACGAUUGUUUUUGAUCCUCAGCUUCCUCCCAAUGUUGUAGUAACAGAAACAGUGAUGGCACCUGUCUAUGAUGUUCAAGGGAAUAUUUGUGUACCUGCUGAGUUAGCCAACACACACAAUGUAUACUAUGCUGAGAGAGUCCUGUCCAGCCCUGGUAUGCCGGACAUGAAUAAUGGUAGCAUGACCGAUGGUUGUAUGGGACCUAUGAUGAGUGGUGGUAUUUUGGUAGGGCCAGAAAUUCAAGUGACACAAAUGGUGAGUCCAGACAUUCACAUAAGCCAAACCACUACAUCCCCAAUGACAUCUCGACACAGAGUAACACUAUCGAUAUAG
Molecule: messenger RNA, 3096 nt
Organism: Sciurus carolinensis (gray squirrel)
Lineage: Eukaryota; Metazoa; Chordata; Mammalia; Rodentia; Sciuridae
Gene: Dsg4
Product: desmoglein 4
Exons: 17
Coding region: 1-3096 (1031 amino acids)
Biological process (GO): homophilic cell-cell adhesion
Cellular component (GO): desmosome; plasma membrane
Molecular function (GO): calcium ion binding
Source: RefSeq, a predicted model, not a curated record